This is a messenger RNA of Penicillium chermesinum, 1236 nucleotides long. RefSeq names its product sphingosine hydroxylase (gene sur2). Gene Ontology annotation, biological process: lipid biosynthetic process. Lineage: Eukaryota; Fungi; Ascomycota; Eurotiomycetes; Eurotiales; Aspergillaceae. The transcript has 2 exons. Bases 1 to 1236 code for a protein of 411 amino acids. The record is from RefSeq and is a predicted model, not a curated record. Gene Ontology annotation, molecular function: iron ion binding; oxidoreductase activity.
AUGGCAUUCAACGCGUCGGUCACCUCCGACCUGCCGCCUCUUCCGACAUACACCCUGUCUGUCCGCCCACCACUUGUCUCGCCCAUUCCUGACAACAUUCUAUCCUUAAUCUUGCCCAUUAUUGCCUACUGGGGCCUGUCCAUGGUUUACCACUUCCUCGACGUCAACAACUAUUUCGAGCAAUACCGUCUUCAUACUCCGGCUGAGCUGGCCAAACGGAAUCGUGUGACCCGAUGGGAGGUGGUUCGCGAUGUCGUUCUGCAGCAGGUUGUCCAAACCUUGGCUGGAAUGGUCUUGGGUUACUUCGAUCCCGUUGAAACUGUUGGCAAAGAGGAGUAUGAUGUUGCAGUGUGGGCACAGCGGCUGCGUACUGCACAGAGAGCUAUCCCACCCGCGCUCGCUCUGGUGGGCUUGGACGCUGCAGGGUUGGCCAAGUCUGCAUCCCAGAACGGGCAUAAUAUACUAGCCGGCGCCUUGGCCGGAGGCUCCUACCCCAGUAUAGUGCAGUCAUUGAUUCUCGAGAGUGGAGACACCAUCACUGCGCCAGCCUUUGCCAGCUGGGAACUGACCGUGGCGAGCUUCAUCUACUGGUACCUGAUCCCUGCUUUCCAGUUCGGACUCGCCAUCUCUAUAGUCGAUACCUGGCAAUAUUUCUGGCACCGUGCUAUGCACCUGAACCGGUGGCUCUACGUAACCUUCCACUCUCGCCACCACCGUCUGUACGUCCCCUACGCCUUCGGUGCGCUGUACAAUCAUCCCGUCGAAGGGUUUCUUCUGGAUACAGCUGGUACCGGUGUUGGAUUUUUGUUGUCGGGCAUGACCAACCGACAAGCCAUGUGGUUUUUCACCAUCUCCACUAUCAAGACUGUUGACGAUCACUGUGGCUACGCGUUUCCUUGGGACCCCCUUCAGCAUUUCACCUCGAACAACGCGGCGUACCACGACAUUCAUCACCAGAGCUGGGGCAUCAAAACCAAUUUCUCGCAGCCCUUCUUCAUCUUCUGGGAUCGUCUCCUCGAUACUCAGUGGCAGGGCGAAACUAAGCUUCGCUACGAACGAGGCCGGGAGUCUGCCCAAAAGCAAGUGGAUAUGGAUGUCUCUCAAAACGAGGAACCGGAGCAUGAGACCGUAGUUUCUGUGGAAGGGCCGGCCACACGAACUCGAUUACGCCGGAAGACCGUGGACAGCCUGAAAGGCCCCAGCCAUGGUGUUCCGGGCAGUGUCUUGCAUAAUUGA